UCAAACCGCCCGCCUACACCCCUGUAGACCCUCUGCAUCCUUGCAAUGCGUGCGAGCACCCAGCAGCAGCGCUGCGUCGCUAUUGUCGACCCCAUCUCGACCGGAGCCUGUGUGGCCGUGGAGGCGACCAAGCGCGGCUACGCCGUGGUCGCAGUCUGGUCGGCCGUGGUCACAAAAGACCUGCGCAACAUGGUGCCGGAGCAUGCAAAGGGUCUCCGAUACCAUGCCCAGGUGGACGAGGGAGAGUCGAUCGAGGCGACGACACAGCUGCUCCGCAAGGCCGCGGCGCCGCACAAGGUCGACGCUGUCAUUUGCGGCGCAGAGACGGGCGUCGAGCUCGCCGACCGGCUGUCGCAGCGGAGCGGGCUGGCAAGCAACGGCACCGAGCUGGGCAACCGGCGGGACAAACACACGCAGCAGCAGGCGGUACGCGAAGCCGGCAUGCGCGCCGUGCGCGAGACGCUCGGCACCGAGUGGCAGACGGUCGCUGGCUGGGUCGCCUCGGAGCUCGAGGCAAACGGCAAGGUCGUCCUCAAGCCAGUCGAGAGCGCGGGCUCGGACGGCGUCAAGCUGUGCGCCUCGCUGGAGGAGUCAAAGGCGCACUUCGAGACCCUCAUGGGCGCGCAGCGCCGCGUCGGCGCGCAGGGCGGCGCCGUGCUGUGCCAGGAGUUCCUCGUCGGCCCCGAGUACGUCGUCGACACCGUCACCUCGGCGGGCGAGCACAAGGUGACGGCGGUGUGGAAGUACGACAAGCGGCCUUGCAACGGCGCGGCCUUUGUCUACUUUGGGAUGCUUCCGGUGCCGCCGAGCGAGGCGGUGGCGCAGCGGCUGAUCGGAUACGUGCUGCCCGUGCUGGACGCGCUGCAGAUCCGGUACGGCGCGACGCACGGCGAGGUCAUCCUGACCAAGGACGGACCGUGCCUCGUCGAGAUGAACUGCCGGCCGCACGGUGGCGACGGCAACUGGCUGCCGAUGGCGCGUGCUCUCACGGGCGGCUACUCGCAGGUGGAUGCGCUCCUCGACGCUUUUGUUGAGCCGCAGCGCUUCGCCGCGCUGCCGCCUUGCCCCGGGACGUGGCAGGCGGCCGCGCAGGAGUUCCUCGUGGUGAGCACGCAGGAGGGCAAGGUGGCAAGCGCGCCGGGCUACGAGCUCGCGCGCAGCCUCCGCUCGUUCGUCUCGCUCGAGGCGUUUGUCAGCGUGGGCGAUCAGCUCGCUCGCACGGUUGACGUCUUCACGCAGGCGGCCUCCAUCGUCCUGGUCCACGCCGACGCCGCGGUGGUCACGGAGGACGCCGCCGCGCUGCGCAGGCUCGAGCAGAGCGGCGACUUCUUCACACUGGCGGUCGAGUACCCGUACCAGACGCGCGAGUCGCUCCUGGCGAGCGCGGUGGGCACGCCGACCGCCACCCGCGUCCCCCUCCCGGCUUCCGCCUCCGCCACCGGCUCGGUGCACUCCCUCAGCAGCGGGGGGCACAGCGCCUCCUUUGUCAUCGACACGACCCCCUCCUCGCCGACGCUGCGCCGACCCGAGAGGCGCCCGCCGCGCGUGGUGAGGCCCGCGCUGCGGCCGUCGGGCCUCUCGGUCCCCUUUGUCGGCACAGCGGGCCGCCUCGCCCGCAUGGCCCGGGUGGGCGCUUGAGGCAUGGGGUGGCACAAGAGUCCACAGCGCUGGAGACCCCCCCGGAUCGCCGCCGAGGGGCUUGUGCAUAUGUGCGGGGUGCAACCCUGGUGCAACCAUCGCGGCACACUGCUUUACUCGACUGCAUACUGCGGAGCGGGGGUCGGUGGGUAUGAGCGGGUGACUGCUCGUCUCUCUGGUCUCCGCCCUCCCCGCUCCCCCCCGGAGGUGUGCCGCGGCGCGCCCGGAUCAGGAACGCGAUUUAAUAAAUAAAAACGGACACCUCUACUAGGA
Molecule: messenger RNA, 1911 nt
Organism: Emiliania huxleyi CCMP1516
Lineage: Eukaryota; Haptophyta; Isochrysidales; Noelaerhabdaceae
Exons: 7
Coding region: 46-1638 (530 amino acids)
Molecular function (GO): metal ion binding; ATP binding
Source: RefSeq, a predicted model, not a curated record